This is a messenger RNA of Miscanthus lutarioriparius, 312 nucleotides long. Lineage: Eukaryota; Viridiplantae; Streptophyta; Magnoliopsida; Poales; Poaceae. The record is from the annotation of a GenBank genome assembly.
AUGGCGGCGGCGUUGGCGGUGCUUACCGAUCUUCUCGUGCCGGAGACGGUCAACCGCUCUACCUCGAGUCCUCUCGACCGCUUUUUAACUCGCAGCCGCCGCCGCUCGACGCAACUUAGCGCAAGAAAGAACUCAUCGGCAGGGGCGAAAACAAAACCCUACAAGAACCCACCGGAGAAGAGGCGGAGGGCGAUCGGAGAGCGGGAUCAUGGCGGGGCCAGCUGCGGCGGUGGCGGAGGCGUGGGACAAGGUCACCGUGUUCCUGUACUCUCAGCUCUACGACGAGAGGGAAGAGGGCCCAAAACAACGUGA